AUGUCUAACUGUUACUUCGACAUCACCAUCGGCGGCAAGCCAGCUGGGCGCAUCACCUUCAAGCUCUAUGAUGACGUCGUACCGAAGACGGCCAAGAACUUCCGCGAGUUGUGCACCGGUCAAAACGGUUUUGGAUAUGCUGGCUCUGCCUUCCAUCGUAUCAUUCCCUCCUUCAUGCUCCAGGGUGGUGAUUUCACCAGGGGAAACGGCACUGGUGGAAAGUCCAUUUAUGGCGAAAAGUUUGCUGAUGAAAACUUCAAACUUAAGCACACUAAACCUGGACUUCUGUCCAUGGCAAACUCCGGCAAGAAUACUAACGGCUCGCAGUUCUUCAUCACCACCAUCGUCACUAGCUGGCUUGACGGUGCUCACGUAGUAUUCGGUGAGGUUGUCGAGGGCAUGGAUCUCGUGAAGACUAUCGAGAAGAAUGGGACUGAUUCUGGCAAGCCCAAGGUUGAGAUCAAGAUCGCUGCCAGCGGUACGCUUUAA
This is a messenger RNA of Suillus paluster, 489 nucleotides long. Its product is annotated as cyclophilin. The coding region runs from base 1 to 489 and encodes 162 amino acids. NCBI's taxonomy places the organism in Eukaryota, Fungi, Basidiomycota, Agaricomycetes, Boletales, Suillaceae. Gene Ontology annotation, molecular function: peptidyl-prolyl cis-trans isomerase activity. The record is from RefSeq and is a predicted model, not a curated record. Gene Ontology annotation, biological process: protein peptidyl-prolyl isomerization; protein folding. The transcript has 4 exons.